Molecule: messenger RNA, 1329 nt
Organism: Solanum dulcamara
Lineage: Eukaryota; Viridiplantae; Streptophyta; Magnoliopsida; Solanales; Solanaceae
Exons: 9
Coding region: 41-1147 (368 amino acids)
Source: RefSeq, a predicted model, not a curated record
CAUCUCCAUUUUUCUCGCUCUCCACACAAGUUAUCCAUCCAUGGCUACCAUAAUUGCUGCAACUUCCAAAAUUGGAAUUCAAUGGAAUUUCGAAGCUCCAAAGCACCACUUCUUCAACAGUUGUAUCAACUUCUCUCUUUCAAUUCCCUAUAAUUCAAGCCCUAAUUUCACUUAUCACAAGCUAUCAUCACAUACAAUGCCGGUCAAUUCAUUCCGAGUCAACGCUUCCGGUGCUAUCGUUUCAUUUUCUCAGUCUUACUUAUUGGUUCCUGAAGAUGCUCCAAGUGAAGAAGUGGAGGCUUCUUCUAGGGGGGGCAUUGUAGCAAACGACUUGUUAAUUAUAGGACCUGGAGUUCUUGGGCGUUUAGUGGCUGAAAGAUGGAGAGAGGAAUACCCAGGCAGUAGGAUUUUUGGGCAGACAAUGACAACCGAUCACCAUGAUGAACUUAUUAAAAUGGGAAUUAGUCCAUCUUCGAGAGAGACCAAGUUUACGUCUAAGUUCCCAUAUGUUAUAUACUGUGCUCCUCCAUCCCGGACUGAAGACUACCCUGGUGAUGUUAGGGACGCUGCAUUAAGAUGGAGUGGUGAAGGUUCUUUCUUAUUUACCUCAAGCUCUGCACCAUAUGACUGCUCUGAUAAUGGAUCAAUAGAUGAGGAUGGUCCCAUAGUCCCAAUUGGAAGGAGCCCAAGGACUGAUAUACUUAUCAAGGCAGAAAAAGUAGUGCUGGAAUUUGGUGGUUGUGUUGUUAGAUUGGCGGGUCUUUAUAAGGAAGACAGAGGUGCACACACUUAUUGGUUACAUAAAGGAACUGUGGAUAUUCGAUCUGAUCACAUCCUCAAUCUUAUCCAUUAUGAGGAUGCUGCCUCCUUGUCAGUGACCAUCUUGAAGAAGAGGCUCCGCAGUCGGAUUCUUUUAGGUUGUGACAACCACCCCUUAUCCAGCAGGCAGGAUUUAAUGGACUUGGUCAAUAAAAGUGGAAAGUUUGAGAAAAAGUUUGAGGGUUUUACUGGAACUAUUGGCCCUCUAGGGAAGAAGUUAAACAAUUCAAAGACUCGUGCUGAACUAGGAUGGGAGCCUAAAUAUCCAAGCUUCGCUCAGUUCCUUGGAGUUUCAGAUGAAACUGCUGCAGGAGCUCUAUUCUUUUGAAUUAUAGAAGAAAUGCAGCUGAACUAUUUUAGCAGAGUUAUCUUUUAAUGCGGCAUGUAUGUUGUGCAGAUAUUCCGUGUGUAACAGAAUUCUGAGUUUUGGUUUGUGUGUACUGUCUCCACUGUGAUUUGAUGUUAGGAAAGGAUGGUUGUCUUUGUCAAUUACUACUGAGAUGUUUAUAA